Messenger RNA from Myxocyprinus asiaticus (Chinese sucker), 3551 nucleotides. RefSeq names its product ligand-dependent nuclear receptor-interacting factor 1-like. Lineage: Eukaryota; Metazoa; Chordata; Actinopteri; Cypriniformes; Catostomidae. The record is from RefSeq and is a predicted model, not a curated record. The transcript is spliced from 4 exons. Gene Ontology annotation, molecular function: nuclear retinoic acid receptor binding. Bases 122 to 3130 code for a protein of 1002 amino acids. Gene Ontology annotation, biological process: regulation of DNA-templated transcription.
GCCGGAUUUCAUAUCCUUUCAAGAGAGCGGUCUUCAAUUUGGUGGAUAAAAUCUAACGGUGCGGUAAAGAAAGCAUUGACAAGAGUUAUUUCUUGAGGUGUGAUGUCUACAGACAAUCGCGAUGGAAGGUGGAACUGGAGUCUACUACCAAGCAAUGCCUGCAGUGGGACCGGAUGGGAAAAAUGUCAUGAAGUUGAUCCCUGUCCACAAAGUGAACGGACAGUUUUUCCAGACACCGUUCAUUGCAGAAAGGGACAAUGUUGAUAUACAGCUAAAAGUUCUAACAAAACCUGUUCAUCCGUCCCCAGCCCCUUCAUCUCAGCCACAGACUAGACUCCCAUCUGUUCAGCCUAUAGCAGAUGGACGGUAUGUCUUAACGCCGCCAGAGGUCAGCACUUUAUUUAACUCCAAAAAAGUUCAAAACAGUGGAACUAAUGAGUUAUCCAAACUCGCUCCUAAGCAAGUGCUUGUUCCUCUUGCAGUGCACACAGUUUCUCAGUGUGCAGUACAGUUACCCCCUCAAACCAAUGGACAGACCAUGGCAGUUGUCCAAAAGCUGCCUGUUACCGUAAAGUCACCUGUUCUUCCAAAUGGUCAUUGCCUUCAGAUCCCUCCAAAUGCGAAAGUUAGGACUCUUCCAGCCUCUGCACUCCCACCUUCCAUCAAAAGCCGGAUAAUGAAGUCUGUAAAUAACAUCUCUAACAAUGAGAAGAGUCCACCGACAGUUGUGUUGGUGUCCCCUGUGAACUCUGUGAAGAUAAAUUCUGACCAACAAGUGUUGUUGGCAAACCCAAGUCAAAUACAGAAGGCCUUGUCUCAAAAUCAGCCUGCAAACUUUGGGACAAACCCAACUGUUUGUUCCCCAUCCAAUAAAAAACCAAGUGAAAAUGUGAACACUCCAAUUAAAUGGGUAGUUCAGGAGGGGACGGGUGCAUUUGCUCCUUGUCUUGUACCUGUAUCAUCAACACACGUGAACUCUGAUUCCAUAGGAGUCAAGCAUGUAGAGUCAGUCACCACAACAAGUGAAUACUUGGCAAGCAAAGCCACGCCUGCUCAAAUCAGCCAAGAAAAGAUCAACCCAGGCAAGGACAAUGCCCUUGUCAUGUGCAAUGGGAAGGUCUACUUUGUGGCCAAAAAGAAUUCGGAGAUCGCAAGGGAUGUGAUGGUCAGUGAAGGUGGGAAAAAGGGGUUUAUCAGCACCUCUCCUGCUCUGCCCUCUAGCUCUGCUCUGGCAUUAGAAUCUUCUAAGGUAACUAAAGAGCAGAACUUAAAAAUAAAUGUAAACAGUGGUACUCCAAGUGAAAUUAUUGAUCUCUGUGAUGAUGACGAGGAGAGUUCCACAUGCCUGGGAGGUUCCCCUGGCAAUUUGCCCACACCAAGUCAAACAGAAGUGGAUGAGAGUGAUGAAGACUCUAAUGUAAUAUUUGUAUCAUAUAUUCCACCAAAGUCAGAGACUCACGCUGGUGAGAAGGAGACAAAUUCUGCCUCUUGGAACAAAAGGAUAGAAAUGGCACACACAGAGAUGGAAAUGUCUGCAAAAUCCACCUCUCAGAAUGAAAGGGAAGAAAUGGCACACGCAGGGAUAGAAAUAAGUGAAAAAUCUGCCUCUCAGAACGAAAGGGAAGAAACGGCGCACACAAAGAUAGAAAUUUGCAAAAAAUCUGGCUCUCUGAGGGAAAGGGUUGAAACGGCACAUGCAGAAAUGGAAAAAGAUGGAGAUCAGGAAAAUCCUGCUGCUAUGGAUGGUGAUGAUAAGAUGGGUGUGGAUGAGAAGGCCAAGGAAUCUGAAAUGGCAGAGAAGAACUUGAGUUUUCUAUCUGAAAAUGAGGAUAUGGAGGAUAAAGAAUUGGAGAGUGUAAGUCCAUCGACCACUUUGUUGGCAGAGUCAAAAUGCCAAGACGAUGCAGCCGUUGGUGAAACUUUCAGCAGUGGACAUCUCCAUAAUGUUUGCACUCAAUCCUUGGUAAAUCCAGCCCCUGAUCAAGAGAGUCAACACAAGAGCGACCUUAAGCUAAGACAGGAAUUUGGCAUCAUCUCUGACAUACAAAUUUGUAUGCAAAGAAUAAAUACAACUGCAAAGCCAGAUCUACAACCAGAAAAACUUGUAGUAAACAAGCUCACAUUAGACGGCCUUCGCAAAUUGAUCCAAGAGUCACAGCUACAGUCAAAAAUCCAGCAGAUGAUUCAGGAGCCCCAAACAAAGAUUGAGGAGGAUAGAGGCAUGAAUGAAGUCGAAAGAAAAAAGCUGGAGCAAAAUGGAAAGGGUGCACAUCAAGAUGUUCCCUCACUCAGCACCACAAACAUUUCAUUUGACUCUAAAUGCAAAGGCAAAAAGUCACAAAAUGUUUCAGUUUCUUCCAUUGAAAACAGUUUGGUUUCACAGACUUUUCAAGAUGAAGUUUGUUCAUCCAGUCAAAAUUCUGGAGAAGUAGCAGAAUCUACAGCCAAUAAGGUUCAAAUGCAAUAUGAAAUUCCAGGAGAUAUUACUUGUAACACACAUUGUGUUACUCUCUCAUCAGAACAAGCUGUUACACAGACUACUAGUCAAACCCUCUCGCCUUCCUCUGCAACAAGAAAGACACCACCACGUGCAAAGAGAGGUAAGGUGUGCACGGCCUGUCCCUGUGGGACUGUGUUAGGGACUGCAGAGGCAACUUCAUCACUCCAACCACAAGAGAGGCCGAACCCACACACUGUUGUUGAGUCACACAAAGAGGCAAGAAACUGCUUAAAUAAAACACCAGUGGAGAGCUGUCAGUCUGACACUCCUCAGCCAACAAGAGAAUGUGAUCCUGUUAAGAAAGCAGGGAAGAAACGGUUAUCAAGCAGUCCACAGAAUGACAAAUCUCUGUCUAAAAAGUGCAUUAAAGAAACCUCACAUGCUAUCUCUGAGAUGUCAGAACAAGACAUUAGCCAUACACGAAUAACAUCAAACGAAACCAGCAUGCGGUCCAAUCCUUGGAAACAGCAGGGUCCUAAAGUAAAUGAAUUGUCAACUCAAGAUCUGUACUCUGUGGAAGUUCUGGAUGCUGAGGAGAUAAAACGCCGUGAGAGAAUCAAACGCUUGAAGGAUCUUCUUAAGGAGAAGGAGGCUGCGCUGGAAAGGAUGCAACGAAGCAUGGAUUUUUAGUCAUGUCUGAUUCUGUUUAAAAGACUACACCACAUGACAACAACAUGAAUAUAACUGGGAAUACCACCAUCAAAUGUAUAAGAAAUUUAUUUAUUUUGCACAGCAUCUUUGUUUGCUCUUACCUUUUUUCCCUUUUAAUAUGUAUUGCAAAUUUCUGUCAUAUUUUAUUGAAACUUUGUUGUGAUACCCAAGCACCUUGUGUUAUGCGUCUUAUUUAUAGUUUGCAGUAUAUUUAAGCAACACUAGAUGCUGUCUGUUUUUGUCAUCUUUGUGAUUUGAUUUUAGGUGCCUUUAUAAAUAUUUUGGUAUGUUUUUUUUUCUGUAUAAAACUACAGCCUAAUUUUUUUUUUUUUUAUAUAACAAACUUCAAAUACAUAGUGUAAAUACAAUACAAAUAAAAUAUGAAAUUGUUGUAGUGUCA